This is a messenger RNA of Hyaloperonospora brassicae, 576 nucleotides long. The record is from the annotation of a GenBank genome assembly. Lineage: Eukaryota; Oomycota; Peronosporomycetes; Peronosporales; Peronosporaceae.
AUGAAGCAGCGCAACGUACUAAAGGUGACAGCGCGUUUCGGCCGUGUGAAGCGACUGUUGAAGGAGCAGAAAGAUAUGGGUCAGGUGGGCGAGUCGGCCGUGGUCGGAUGCGUGUCGGCAGUGGAGCUGUUUGUUCGGGACUUGGCGGGCAAAAUGCGACUGCAGGCAGCAGAAGGUCAUGCGCUGACACCAAUUGAGUUGAAGAAAAGUGUACUAUCAAGUGGAGAGCUCAGUUUCUUGCACGAGAAGGUGACUGCUAUUGACGAGAGCGCAGUCAGAUACCCCACGUCAGCGCGACGCGGUGGCAAGAAGCGGACAUCGACCACUGCUGCAACAAAGUCUUCAAGCAAGAAAGCAAAAACAACAACAACAGCAGCGAAGAAGACAGUCAGGACGUCAGCGAAAACGGCAGCAAGAACAGUAGAAACGGCGACUGCGAAGACAAGUGGUGAGCGGUCACGCUGUUCGAGCAAGGAAGCUGUACCGACUGAGGACAGCGUCUCGUGCGGACAUCGAGUGCAACCGCUGGCGGUUGAAGAAGACGAAGACUAUGACGAAAGUGACAGUGACGAGUGA